GCACGCUCAUGCUGUUUGGAUUUCUCAGUCUGAGCAGAGAGAGAGAAGACGAGACAACAAUGAAGAGCUUUGGCGUUCUGAUUUGCACCCUUGCAGUCCUGAUGACGGCUGAAGCAGACCUGUUUACAGACAGAAAGCGGCGGGAAUUGUCAGUUUUCUCGUCCUCUUCAUCAUCUUCGCUCUUGUCCUCCUUAGAAAGUUCAGGUGGGAUCUGUCUGAACGGAGGCUCCUCUGUCCCGUCCCUGACGUCUGGAGAACACAUGUUUUGUUUGUGUGCCAACGGUUUUGAGGGGAGACGCUGUGAAACAGGAAAGAGUGCUCACUGCUACGAGGGCAUUGGACUGUACUACAGAGGCACAGCGUCUACAUCAAGGAGUGGGCGGGCUUGUUUGGAGUGGGAUUCAGACACCAGGGAGCGAUACAUGUCGUCUGAUGUCAAUGCAGGGAGGCACAAUUACUGCAGAAAUAUUCUCUACAAACGGCGUCCGUGGUGCCAAGUGUGGAAAAAACAGCAGCUGACGUGGGAGUAUUGUGAUAUUCCUCGCUGUGGCUUGGAGUCGUUUCCAGCCCCGCCUUCUCCUGCACCGACUCUACCAGUGCCCGCUGCAGAGACGUCCACAUGUGGCCAGCGCACCAGACGGAAGCAGAUGAAGAUCGUGGGUGGGACGGUCUCCACUGUGGAAUCUCACCCGUGGGUGGCAGCCAUAUUUUCGCGCAGCAAAUCCAAGAAGGUUUUCCGCUGCGGGGGGAGUUUGAUCUCGGCCUGCUGGGUCCUCACAGCUGCCCACUGCUUCCCUGACGGCUCCCACACUAAAGAGCGCCGCUUCUCCGUCAGCCUAGGGAAGAACGCUCUGAAUGAGACGGAUCUGUAUGCAGAGCAAACAUUCAGGGUGGAACAAAUCAUCGUCCAUGAAGGGUUCAACAACAGCGAGGGAAACUUCAACAAUGACAUCGCUCUGGUGAAGCUGACGACCAAAUAUGGAAAGUGUGCAGAAGAAAACCACUUGGUGAAGACCGUCUGUCUGCCUCCGCCUCUGCAGCGCCUCCAGCCUGGUGUCACCUGCGAGAUCGCCGGAUACGGGAAAGAGAAAUACGGUCUGUGGUACAGGUCUCAGCUCCUCCAAGAGGCUCAGGUGAACCUCUUCGCCGAUGAUGUGUGUCGGCACGAGGAUUAUUACGCAAACAUGAUCACUGAUAACAUGUUCUGUGCCGGCCGACCUGACUGGAGCCAGGAUGCCUGUGAGGGAGACUCUGGAGGGCCUCUGGUGUGCGAGGUGGGCGGCAGGCUCUUCCAGUUUGGAGUCAUCAGCUGGGGAGACGGCUGCGCUAAAGAGUUUCGGCCCGGCGUUUACACCAAAGUGACGAACUACAACGGCUGGAUAGGAGAGAAGACGAGGCUGCCGUCCAUCACCGCGGGCUCCAUGUUCCCUCAGAAGUGAGGGAGCUAUCAUCUGUGUAUCUAAAGAGUCUUCCUCUGGACUCUGGACAAUAGAGCUCAAUGAGAGCGUUCACAUGGACUUCAGUGGAUUGGGUUUUAUAAGUACCCUGUUUUUUUGUGAUUGUGCAUGUGAACAUCAUAUCCAGAUUUCAGAAACCAGGAUAAGCCUUUUACCUGGUCUUAAGAAACACGAUUUUGCUACCUUGAGAACUCAGAAUGGAAUCUGGAUACUGUGUGUGCAUGUAAGCACCUUAUCCUGAACAGAUACGGCUCAUAACGAGGACGCUCACGUCCAUGUAAACACUCAACGUUGUAAAAAAAAAAGCAAGAUUAACCAUGAAGCUGCUCUUUGGGGUCAAAACUUUCAUUUUUGGCGUGACUUAACUGAGGAGCUAGAGAGCAAAAAUUGUGACUGUACAUUUAAAAAACGGUUUCUUUCUUCCAACCUUUGAUCCACUUUAAAUUUUAAUUUACCAGAGCCCCCUGAAGGCUCUGCUUAUAGAUCCAGUCCCACAUCCAGAGGUAUUGAUUGUCAACAGGCAGGCAACUACUUGGGCUCUAGGCCAGUAGGGGGGCCUAGAGGGCUGACAAACUUUACACCACAGCAGUGGUAGCUCAAAAUGUGUACAUUUUUCAAUGACAGUAGGAACCUCCCUAAAGGGGCCCCGUCUGACAGCACUCACUAUUUUUUCCCUGCUAAGCAUAGCAUGCAAUGCUGUUUUGAAAACCACCUGGUGG
Messenger RNA from Labrus bergylta (ballan wrasse), 2176 nucleotides. RefSeq names its product plasminogen activator, urokinase b (gene plaub). Gene Ontology annotation, molecular function: serine-type endopeptidase activity. Gene Ontology annotation, biological process: plasminogen activation; regulation of cell adhesion mediated by integrin. Lineage: Eukaryota; Metazoa; Chordata; Actinopteri; Labriformes; Labridae. The record is from RefSeq and is a predicted model, not a curated record.